GUUUGAUAAGGUCUAUGAAGAGUCCCGCGCCAGGGCUGAGGCCUUCCAGGGCUUCCAGGAUAUGAAGAAUAAACAACCCCAGCCUCAGAUGCCUGGUGGAUGGACUAGCUUUGACCCCCGAACUGGACGUGCCCAGGAGAAACCGACUUCCAAACCGCGUGCAUCACACCAAAGGGGUCAGUCGGCGUACCAUGCUUUUGCAGAGGAAGCGCGGAAGGCGGCAGAGACGCCUACUCCAGAAAGGUCCAAAUCAACGAAAGCAAAGAACGGAUUUGCACCAAGGACGGCUGGAGGAGAUGAGCCCAUGGCAAAGUGUGCAACCUCAUAUUACAAUCUCCGAGGUGAAAGGAAUCGAGACUCGGAUCCUAUGUCUUACUUUUUCUCAACGGCUCCGUCGCCAACUGCGAAGAAACCGCAGCCAUAUGAUGACUUGUCUGACCCGCCAACACCUAACCUCCACAGAACUAGCAGCAAAUAUGCCAAAUCUGGCGGAGAAAAGACUUACGUUCCAAAGGCUGGUAUUAACUGUUCUUCUAGUGUCCGUGAAGAGACCGCUUCCCGACCCCAGACGAACCCGCCGAGUCCGAUUAACUCUGCUACAAAUUCCAACAGACGGCAUAGUGCCAGUCCAAAAUUGAAACCUAAUAAACAGUCGACCUUUUCCGCCUCUUCAUCUUCUUCCACAACCUCUAGCGAAACCGACGAUACCGACGAAGUGAUCUUGAAUCCCCGGCCCAAGGCAGUGCCACGCAGCAGGCGCGCACACAAUGGCUCUGCAUGGAAAGCCAAUUUUCAUGACAAUAAUAACAAGUAUUCAGCAACUGGUGAGAGCCCAUUCGGCUGGGCAAUGGGGCCUGACUCAUGGCUCUUUACUGAGAUCAACGGCUCCCCAAGCCAACCGCCUCCGAGCUCUAACAAAUGGAACUGGCAUGCUGACGAUCAACACGAAGGGUAUGGCCCGAGUACAUUCGGCAACAACGCCCCCUUUCCACCAGAAACCCGCUGCGAGUCCUCGAUGGGCCGCACGAUCCCACCUAUGCCUAAUGUGAGCUCUUUCAGAGCGACCUCAACGGAGGAACAGAGGCCAAGUGCUGCAACUAUGUAUGACUUUAUCCCUACAUCUACACCCACACCCACACCCAAGACUACUCCCAAAAAUACUCCCAAAAAUACUACACCUGUCCCCAAGCCCUCAGCUCGAAAUUGGUCAGAGAAAUGGGGGUUCUCCCCGAAACCUGGCGUUUCAGCUACUUCCCAUGUCCCACCUCUGUGGGCUUACCCUGCCAACAUCCUCCCUGCCUCGUUCACUACUCCCCAAAUGCCAAAGGAAAUGGAGGAUGAAGACGGCGAAAAUGAGGAUGAAGAUGAGGUGGGAGGUGCCGCCGCCUUCAACACUGACGAUGCAGGACGGACACCGCGAAAGAUAUCUUCUGAAUAUUGGGAAUUUCCUUCCAGCACUCCGUUGAGGGCCGAAGCUAACUAUUCUACAACCAUUCACAGUUUUGACCAACCGGACAGUAGCAAUCCAAAUGCUCAAAAUGAAGGCCUUGCCAGACACGCAAAGUCAAAGAGCAAAAGCUAUGAAAGCUUCAAUUCUGGUUUUUCGUCAUCCGAGUGGAACUUUGCCUUUUCUAACAAUGCACAGUUCUUUGCGCCAACGCAAGGUGACUCUUUGGGAGGAACACAGAAUAAAUUUGGUGGCAGGUCGCGGUCUCGUUCUCGUCCUACAACAUCUCAAUCCAACGAGUCACCACAUAAGUCCACCAGCAAUCCUUUUGACUUCAAGGACACUAAGCCAGACGCCCGACCGCCACUAUUCAAGACCACCACGUUCACGGCUGAGCAGCUGCCUGACAGUUUGAACGAGAAGACCUGGACCAUACCCACUGCUCAAGACAUGUUCUUUGGCGGCCAGAAGAAUCAAACGGACUCUAAGAAACCUGCAAACGAACCAAAGCCAGUCAGGAUAAGCUCAGAAGCAGAGGAAGAAGAGGCAACGUUUUCGCCUCAGCAGAUUUUUGGGAAGAAAAGCACUAAACGCGAGUCCAUGGAUAUGGCUGAUAAGAUGGACGUGGACGAAGAGUUGCCCACCGUCAACGUAGCAAAUGCCCAGGCCAGCAACAAUACUACUAACAACAAGCCCAAGUUCUCUAUGGGUCCAGCGUUUAUGCCGUCCAAUAAACCUGGCGGGAAGCCUGAGCUGUUCAAUUUGGCAAAGCUUGGUUUGGUCAACCCCUUCACGGCCAGCAACUCGAAGGGCAUCGCUGACCUGAAGGACCUAAACUCGUCACUCCCGUUCGAAUCCAAGGCGGCGAGCAGCGAGAAGCCGUCACAGCGGCCCAUCCACCCGCGGGAUCUGUCGUUACCGAAGCCGCCUAAGGCACCAACACCACCUGCAAUGAUUGGGGCGCCACCGAUGCCUCGGACGGCCAUGGAGAAGCAGUCUCUGCCGCAGACACCGUGGGAUAUCUACAUGGUGCAGAUGCAAGCUUACAUGCGAGAGUGGAACAACUUCAACCGCACUAUGCUAGCCCACUUUAACGAGCGUCAGCACCUGGUGGAAACGGCCAUGGCUCCUGGCUGGAUGCGAGCGGUGGGAGACAGCAGCCGGGUCAAACUAGACGGCAGCAACGGCGACUCUGCAGAUGCAGAAGAGGACCUUCUGGUGGGCAAGGGCAAGGCGGGCUACAGCGAGUAUCUCCGGGGUAUCGAGGAGGACUUUGUGGUCCGGCAGCAUUGGGACGUUGCCUGGGAACGACACCGCGAGUGUAUCCUGGACCUUGGGAAAGCCCGUGAAUGGCUACGCAGCGGCCACGGCGGCGUACAAGGCGCUUUUCAGAAACCCGGAAUGAAGAUGCCGGUCAACUAGAAUCUCGACAUGGCUUUAAUUUCAUUUAUUUUAUUUCUUUAUCCCUCAUCACAGCCAACAGGAGCCCCCCCCUUUUUUCCCCUUGUUUCUCUUUACGCUCCAUUUUAACUCCAUAGCGGCGGUGGUUUGAUUAUCUCUCCUAUUCCCCCCCUGUUGCUAUUUCCCUUCUUCCUCAGCUUUUGACUGCCAUGUACCCCGUUCCUCUUCUGUCCGCAUGUACAAGUAUGUCGUGUCCUUUGCUAAUUUCGCUGCAUGUCUUCGUCUUCCCAGCCGGCGUUUGGCGGAGGUGCCUUCAAGAUACCACAGGUGUUAGUUACAACCGCAGCUCUAGAAUCAGCUUGACUGUCCAUAUCUCCAUAUAUCUCCAUAUCAUCUCCAUAUCAACGUUCUAUA
Molecule: messenger RNA, 3262 nt
Organism: Trichophyton rubrum CBS 118892
Lineage: Eukaryota; Fungi; Ascomycota; Eurotiomycetes; Onygenales; Arthrodermataceae
Exons: 1
Coding region: 62-2869 (935 amino acids)
Source: RefSeq, a predicted model, not a curated record